GCAGAAGAAGAAGCAGAAGAAGCAGAAGAAGAAGAAGAAGAAGAAGAAGCAGAAGAAGAAGAAGAAGAAGAAGCAGCAGCAGCAGCAGCAGCAGUCGGUCCUCCGGCCGGCAGGUGGCGGUAGUCCUUCCUGUCCGACAGCAGAAGAAGAAGCUACAACAACAGCCUCGGUCGCCAUCUUCUCUCUGCUCUGUUUUCAUGAUUGUUUCGCGUUUGAAUCAAACUUUCAUCAGGUAGUCUCUCUCUGAGCUGAGCGAGGAGGAGCACGUGAGAGCCGCUGCGAUGGCGGCCGACCGGCGCGAGGACAAAGAUGGAGAGUUGAACGUUCUGGAAGAUAUUCUGACUGAAGCUCCAGAUCAGGACGACGAGCUGUACAACCCCGAGACAGAACGAGCCGUCAGCGACAAGAAAGGAACAAAGAGGAAGAGUGAGCGCUCAGGCAGCCAGGAUGUGAAGAGGCUCCGCCCCUCUGCGGGCCACGCCCCCUCCAGGUCUUCCUCGACCAAUAAGAGAGCCCCGGGGCCACCUCUCUCCUCCUCUUCCUCCUCUAAGAAGGUGGCUUCCAGCCCCCGUGCUCGCCACCCUGCCACCGCCACUGCCAGCUACCGCCAUGAAUACUACGAUGAGCGAAAAGGGAGACGAGGAGGGCGGGAGGCGACCAGGAGCCGCGGGGGAGACGAGGUCCGACGCAGGGAGUCCCAGAGAGGCCUGGAGGCUCUCAGCCAGAAGCUGCGGCGGACGAGCCCCUCCCCCCAAGUGGAGGACAACCAAUCAGAGGGGGAGGCACCAGCGGAGUACGGCUCAGAGCCGGGCACGGGAAGCUCCUCCCUCGCCGGCUCCCACGUAGAGGAAGAGGAGGAGGAGGAGGAACAUGAAGAGGAAGACGAUGAGGACGAGGAGGGCAUGGAGGAAGAGGAGGAGGACGAGGAGGAGGAAGGAGAGAAGGAGGACGAGGAAGAGGACGAGGAGGAGGAGUACGAGCGUCGCGGCGAGGGAAACGAUUACGACACUCGCAGCGAGGCCGGGGACUCACGCUCCGCCUCCUCCGUCAGCUUCACGGACGACGGCGAGUCGGUGCACUCAGGCUCCGCCUCCGAGGCCUCAGGUUCAGAGAAGAAGCAGGAGAAGCUGUCAUCUUCUGUCCGAGCUGUUCGCAAAGGAAUGGAGAAUCCGACCAGUAAGUUACGUUACAUCCUGCGAGACGCUCGAUUCUUCCUCAUAAAGAGCAACAACCACGAAAACGUCUCUCUGGCUAAAGCUAAGGGCGUUUGGUCGACGCUGCCGGUGAACGAGAAGAAGCUGAACGCAGCGUUCCGAUCGGCUCGGAGCGUCGUCCUCGUCUUCUCCGUGAGGGAGAGCGGCAAAUUCCAAGGUUUUGCUCGUUUGUCGUCAGAGUCUCAUCACGGCGGUUCUCCGAUCCACUGGGUUCUUCCUGCCGGCAUGAACGCCAAGAUGCUGGGUGGAGUCUUCAAGAUCGACUGGCUCUGCAGGAGGGAGCUUCCGUUCACUAAAACUGCUCACCUGUCAAACCCCUGGAACGAACAUAAGCCGGUCAAAAUCGGACGUGACGGACAGGAGAUCCAACCGGACAUCGGUGCUCAACUCUGUGCCCUGUUCCCAUUGGACGAGAGUGUGGACGUCCACCAGGUGGCCCGCCGUGUUCGCCACAAGCGCCGGACGCCGUCGGAGCCGCGACCUCGGGGCCGACCGCCGCAACGCGAGCCGGGAAGGCGUCGUCCUGAAGAGUACGACCUCCACGGCAGGAAACGACCGCGAGCCGACGGUCCGCCCGACUUCAACCAGCGAGCAGGGUUCAUCCAGGACCUUCGGAACCAGCCGGUGGACAGACGAUUCUCCAGCGUGAGACGAGACGUGUUCCUCAACGGGUCCUAUAACGACUACAUGAGGGACUACCACCACAGCGUCGGUCCUCCUGCUCCCUGGCAGACUCUGGCGACUUACCCCGGCGUGGAGCAGCCGCCCCCACCACCCCCCUACUACCACCACAGCCCCCCGCCUCCUCCCCACCAGGCCUACCAUCAUCACCACCACCCCCCGCCGCCGCACGAGGCUCCGCCCCCUCGCUUCAGAGACAAGCAGCGUGCGCCGCAGCACCGCGCCUUCACCUCCAGUCCACACGACUACGACAUGCGCGUGGACGACUUCCUGCGGAGAACGCAGGCGGUGGUGAGCAGCCGGCGUGAGCGCGAGCGUCAGCGUGAACGUGAGCGAGGAGGACCGCGCCGCGAGAGAGAGCGAGAGCGAGGGAGGGACAGAGACAGAGAGAGAGAGAGGGACAAGGAGAGGGGGCGGUACCGCAGGUGAUCUGAUGAUGUCAUAUCCUGUCAGCCUGCAUGGGCUUUUAUUUUGACAGUCAUCUGUGUUUUUUGCUGGUUUCCUGUUUUUUGGGGGGAAUUAUGAAUAAAAAAUUAAACGAGCUACGUGAUGACAUCAUCAGCUGCAUCAUCACUUUUUAUGCGAAUAAAAUAUUGGAAAAAACCAAACAGUAAAAAUAUAAAUCUGGUGAGUUUGUCAAACAUUUAUUUUGAUGAUCUCGUGUAACAAAGGAAGUGACAUCACAGCGAAGGAACACGCGUGUGACACGGCUCCGUUAUACAUGUUCCUUCACUCAAUCACAUUGUGAUUUCUCUUGAACCUUCACUCUUCUUUUCCCAGAAUCCUCUCUGUGCAGCGUUUGAACGACAGGAAACUGUUUAUUUUUUAUUUUCAUGUAUUUUAUCUUCUUAGUUGAGAAGGUUCCCAACACGAGGGUCGAGGCCCUUCGAGGUGUCGGAGGAGUCACACGAUGACAAACAGGAAACAGAAACAUUUAUUUUAUUUUUUUCUCCAAUUUUAUUGUAAAAAGUUGGAAAAGAAAUUCUGAAAUAUCCUUCAAAAUAAAUGUGAUGAGAUAAAAAAACAUCUAGAACCUGUGAAGAAGAGAAGUUCAACUUCCUCCAGAUUUUUCUUUUUUUAUAGAUUUUUAAAAACAUUUUAGUUGAUAUGUUUUCUCUUUUUUUUAUGUUAAAUGUAAAUUUGCUACAGUUCAUUUAUUUAUUUUCAGGUGUUUUGUAUUUUACUUCCUGAACAGUGACUGUACUCUAAUCAUCAGUAUGAAGUGAAUCACAUUAUUAUUCUUUAUUUCUGUACGUUUUCGUCACAAAAACAAUAAAGUUUUCAGUUGUUUUUUUUACUCAGGAUCGACUCCUGUUUGUGACGACUCAUCAGCUAUUUGUUGUUGUUUUCAUAAAUUCAAUAACACCAUUUACUUUCUUCCUCUCUCUGAUUGGUUGUCACCCUGGUUACCGAACAUCCAGCUGAUCAGCUUCAUUGUGUGUUGAUCAGCCGCAGGUUGAACUGAUCUGUGUUCAAGUGUUAAAAGAAAGCUUGAAGAUUCAAACUUUAUUUGUUUCCUGUUUCUGAACGGAGGGGGCGGAGCUUGUUUUUGUACAAAAUAAAAAAUAUAAAA
Anoplopoma fimbria (sablefish) is the source of this 3468-nucleotide messenger RNA. It is a transcript of the gene ythdc1, whose product is annotated as YTH N6-methyladenosine RNA binding protein C1. Gene Ontology annotation, biological process: regulation of alternative mRNA splicing, via spliceosome; mRNA splicing, via spliceosome. Gene Ontology annotation, molecular function: N6-methyladenosine-containing RNA reader activity; mRNA binding. Gene Ontology annotation, cellular component: nucleoplasm. The record is from RefSeq and is a predicted model, not a curated record. Lineage: Eukaryota; Metazoa; Chordata; Actinopteri; Perciformes; Anoplopomatidae.